AUGUUACGUAUUAUAUCUGCUAGAUGUUCAAAUUCUUUUGUAAAUCACUACUUAAAAUCAUCUAUAAGAAGUAUUUCUACAACAAAAUGUUUUUUGAAAGAAGAAACAAAAGAUAAAAUUUCAUCUUAUUCAAAAGAAAAUGAAAGAGCUAUAUCAAAAUCUAUUUUAGAAGAUAUAUAUACAUAUCCUGCAGAAGAGAAACCAAAGACUUUUGCUGGAAAAGCAAAACAAGCAACAGUUAAUACAUUUUGGUAUGCUUGUCUAGGUGCUGCUGUAGUAGCACUAGGAGGAUUAGCAUAUGCAGUUCUAUCUGAAUUUUUUUCUCCAUCCAGUCCUAGUGUUAUAUUUUCAAAAUCUUUAGAUAUUGUUCGUGAUGAUCCUAGUAUACAAGCAGUUUUUGGAAAUUCUAUAGCUGGUUAUGGAGAAGAAAACAGAAGAGGAAGAAGAAAGGAUUAUCUUCAUUAUAAAUAUGAAAAAGAUGGAGAACAAAGAAUAGGGGUUCAUUAUAAUAUUAAAGGAAAUGAUAUUAAAGGAAGAGUUACUGUUGUUAUGGCAAAUAAAGAUGGAUCCUGGGAUUAUAGACUUAUUUGCGUUGAAACUGUCACAAGACCUUAUCAAAAGUUUAUUGUUAUUGAUAAUAGAAAUAAGUAA
Messenger RNA from Strongyloides ratti, 651 nucleotides. Its product is annotated as Mitochondrial import inner membrane translocase subunit Tim21. The record is from RefSeq and is a predicted model, not a curated record. The transcript has a single exon. NCBI's taxonomy places the organism in Eukaryota, Metazoa, Nematoda, Chromadorea, Rhabditida, Strongyloididae. Gene Ontology annotation, biological process: protein import into mitochondrial matrix. Gene Ontology annotation, cellular component: TIM23 mitochondrial import inner membrane translocase complex. The coding region runs from base 1 to 651 and encodes 216 amino acids.